AUGUACUCUGAGAAACGUUUGAAGCAGGUGGCCAAGGAUGCCGCAGAUGCAUCUGAUACGGACAGUCUCUUGAGCCUUGACCAAUCACAAGAGAAGCUGAUCCUUUUAAUAGCAAUUUUGCUAUUGACAUGGGGUGCCAAACUGAGGGCAACUGGAUGCGCAUGCGAAAUUGGCGCCGUGUACUCUCCGGCGAAAGAGGCAAUCGAAUACCAGAAGCAAAUAAUAGACCACAAAGUCUUCGAGGCGAGCAAGUUCCGAGGCAUGCCGCGCCCGGAAGUGGAUGAUGCUUGGGAAGAUUUGUUGCGAUACAACGACAUUCGCGUGCAGAAAGAGGACCUCGAAAAGGCAAACAUCACCUCCGUGCCGCUCAACGACAAACAGGGCGGCUAUUUCGUGACCCUCGACGUCUACCAUACCCUCCAUUGUGUCAACCACGUUCGCAAAUCCUACUACGCCGACUACUACCAGAACCCCAACCCCGUCGCCCAACAGCGGGAGCACUUUGACCACUGCAUCGACCUGCUGCGACAGACUCUCAUGUGUCACGGAGACAUUUCUCUGCAUCCGUUUGAGUGGAUAGAUGAUUAUCGCUUCCCGUGGCCGACGGAGCGGACUGAGCAUCAGUGCCGCAGCUGGGACAAGCUGGUUGCGUGGUCCAAGGCGCAUUCCAUCCCCGACUUGGAGGGCCCGAUACUCACACAUCCGAUAUUGGGAACCUCGUAUCGCGGUAAUGAGCCCGGAAUACAAAUCAACCAUUUACUGGAAACCGUAGUCUGGUGGAGGCAGCACAUUGCAAGUUUCCUUUAUAGACCAAUCUGGAGGCCCGAGAUUACAACCAUCUGUCUCGACAAUAAAAACUUGAUUGCCCAGAUCUACUUGCAACCAAGUUGCGGCAUUUCAUUGUUUCAUGGUCUAACGGUUAUGACUGCGGAUUCUGAUUCCGCCAGCGAGGGUUCGACUCCCUCUGAGACCUUUCUUUUUGCCGAGUCCUAG
Cordyceps militaris CM01 is the source of this 993-nucleotide messenger RNA. RefSeq lists its product as uncharacterized. Lineage: Eukaryota; Fungi; Ascomycota; Sordariomycetes; Hypocreales; Cordycipitaceae. The transcript is spliced from 7 exons. The coding region runs from base 1 to 993 and encodes 330 amino acids. The record is from RefSeq and is a predicted model, not a curated record. Gene Ontology annotation, biological process: mycotoxin biosynthetic process.